Messenger RNA from Lytechinus variegatus (green sea urchin), 3681 nucleotides. RefSeq names its product midasin-like. Bases 15 to 3365 code for a protein of 1116 amino acids. Gene Ontology annotation, biological process: rRNA processing; ribosomal large subunit assembly. Lineage: Eukaryota; Metazoa; Echinodermata; Echinoidea; Temnopleuroida; Toxopneustidae. The transcript is spliced from 19 exons. Gene Ontology annotation, cellular component: preribosome, large subunit precursor. The record is from RefSeq and is a predicted model, not a curated record.
AUGUGGCCACCACCAUGUCAGAAGCAGUUUCUGAUGCCAAACUGAAAAUGGAAGAGACCAUACGGUGUAUAUUACUUGGUGUCCAGUCCCUUGUGAAAACAGACCAAACCACUAUGCCAGAUGAAGAAGGAGAUGCUAAGAACGAGACCUCAGAACAGAAAGAAGGAGAGGAAAGCGAACUCGAUCUUGAAGGUCUUCUAGUCAAGAAGAUUGUAUCAGGGUUAUCACAUGACCAGAGGUCAUUGGAGGUCAGUAAGGUCGUGACCUGUGGAUCAGACCUUUUGAGUAUCCUCUACAAUCUGAGAGAAAGCUGCCGAUCGGAGCAAGAUGAACAGAUUUUCAACGAGUGUUGCUCCAUGGCGGCGAGUCUCAUCCCCAUGAUGCAACAGUGCCUUGGCCUCGCCUGCGCGUUCCUUGACCACAUGGUGGCAGCACACCGGGCGACCAGCAAACUUCUCUCUGUCCUCCUCUCGAUCUUCACCGACCUUGCAUCUCAGGGUUUCUGUCUUCCCGCUGAGUACUCGGACGAGAUGGCAGGCGAGGGCGCUACAGAGUUUGAAGAUAUCGAGGGUGGGGGUAUCGGUGAUGGAGAAGGGACCAAGGAUGUCAGUGAUCAGAUCGAGAAUGAAGACCAGAUACAAGAUACCAAGAUGCCUGGUGAGAAGGAGAAAGAAGAAGAAGAUUUCAGCGAGCAGCCAGAUCUGAAGGACGAAGAGCAUGGUAUUGAGAUGUCAGAAGACUUUGAAGGCAAGCUUCAUGAUCAGGAGCAAACAGGAGACCAAGAGAAUGAGGAUAAAGAUGAAAAGGGAGAGGAGGAGCUGGACAAACAAAUGGGGGAUGUAGAUGGACCGGAAUCUGAUAAACUUGACGAGAGGAUGUGGGGAGAUGAGGAGGAAGAGGAGGAGGAACAAGAUGGAGAGAAGAGCAAAGAGAAGGAAGACGAGUUUGGAGAUGGUAUGGAUGAGGAAGAAUCAAGGAUGGUUGCUAAGGAUGAGAAUCAAGGUGAUGCGGAGGGAGAUGAUAAAGAGGAUAAGAAGGAGAGAAAGGAGAACACCGAAGAGCCUCCUGACCCUAAUAACCUGGAACCUAAGGAUGAGAGUGAAUUCAACGAUGAUGAGGUUGACCCCAGAAAGGCCAACGACCCACCUGCAGCACCUGAACCAGGUGACCUUGACCUUCCUGAUGACCUUGACAUGGAUAAGGAAGAGAAGAUGGAUGAAGGGGAGGAGAAUGCCGAAGAAUCAAAUCCUUUGGACAUUGAGGAGGAGAGGUUUGAUGAGGCACCGAAGGACAAGGAGGAAGACCAAGAAGGGGAAGGAGAAGGCAAGGAGGAUGAGAAGAUGGAAACAGGAGAGAAUGAUGGUGAAGAUGAAGGCGCCAACCAAGAGGAACCUGUUGCAAUGGAGACAAAUGAAGAGAAUCGGGAAGACGGAGACGAAGAGGGGAUGGGAGACGACAAGAAGGGAUUCGAAGACAAGGGAGAGGAAGAUGAGAACGAAGAAGAAUCCAAAGAUGAGGAGGAAGGGAUCGACUAUGCCCCGGAUGAAUCCCAUGAUACGGACCAAGCCCCUCAAGGAUCGGAGGCCAUGGCUAGGUCCAAGGCUUCCAAAGACAUGGUCCAGGCACCGGACGACGAGGAUCCACUGAAGGAACAGGAACAGAAGAAGGAGGAGGCGGGGAAGUCGGGAGAAGAUGCUGAAGAGGAUAAGCACAAAGCAGGUACCGCCGAGUCACGGCAAGACCAGAAAGGUCACGAGGGGUCAGCGACCUCGGAGGUCACCACCCAGGAGCAGAGUGCCAGGGAGGAGAGCAGAGAAAGCAAGAAGCCCAGCCAAUCAGAUAGCAAGAGAAGUCUUGGCUCCACCCAGGAGAGAUACAACAAACGUCUCAAGACAAUGGAUGCCAGCGAGGAGACAGAGAAGAAAGAUACUGGCAAGGAGAAAGAGAAUGAAACAGAGAAAUCCGAUCUGUACGAGCAUCUCGCCGACUCGGAGGCACACCACGACGCCCAGACAAUGGAUGCAGCCACCGAAGAGCAGAUGAAGGAGAAGGAAUCGGUUCCCACAGCAGGAGACGAGGGAGACGAAGAACUGGAAGAUGGUGAUGAGGAGAAGAUGAAGAUGGAGGCGGAGAAGGAAGAAGAGAACCCUACAGUCAGUGAUGAGCUUCCUUCGCAAACCCUGCUCACCCUCUCCGACAGCACCAAGCUGGAAGCCCCGCCCCCCAACGCCAACCCAGACACCAAGGAGGAGGACCAAGCCCAACAGGAUGAGGAUGCGGGAGAAGAUGAUGACACCAUGGAAACGGAGGCGGGAGGAGAGAGGCCGACGGAAUCCACCAUCCAUACCGUCGUGGAACACCUGGGUCAGGGAGCAGGAGUGGCGGGAGCGGUGAUGGAUCCGGAGGAGGUGGAGAAGCUUCGAAGGGAGAUGGAGGAGCAGUUGGCGUUGAUGAAUCGCCAUGGCGAUGGAGAGGGUGACGAAGCUGAGAAGAUGUGGCAAUCCUGUGAGUCGGUGACCUCAUCCUUAGCUAGGGAUCUUUGUGAGCAACUCAGACUGGUCUUGGAACCAACCCAAGCAUCCAAACUCAGGGGUGAUUUCCGGACCGGGAAGCGCCUGAACAUGAGGAAGGUGAUUCCGUACAUCGCUAGCGGGUUCCGCAAGGACAAGAUCUGGCUGAGGAGGACCAAGCCUAGCAAGAGACAGUAUCAGAUCAUGCUGGCAGUGGAUGAUUCCUCCAGUAUGGCUGAUAAUAGGUCUAAGAGGCUUGCCUUUGAAUCCCUUGCUGUGAUCAGCAAUGCACUGACAUGGCUAGAAGCAGGACAACUGGCAGUCUGCAGUUUUGGGGAGUCGGUGAAGCUCCUGCACCCGUUUCAUGAACAGUUUUCCGACCAAUCAGGAUCGAAUAUUCUCAGACAAUUCACGUUUGCCCAGAAGAAGACAAGAAUUGCUCAGCUAUUGAAGUAUGCCUCAGCUUCCAUGCUGACGGCUCGCUCGAUGCGGCCACCAGGGGGCACUGUGGCUGGUCAUCCGGAGACUUCCCAGCUGCUUGUGAUUGUGUCUGAUGGGAGGGGCCUCUUCUUGGAAGGCAUGGAGACUGUGAAGAACGCUGUGAGAGCGGCCAGGGAUGCCAACAUCUUCCUCAUGUUUGUGGUCAUCGACAACCCAGAAAAUAAGGAUUCCAUCUUGGAUAUCCGCGUCCCCAUCUUCAAGCAAGCGGGAGCGAUGCCGGAGAUCCAGUCCUACAUGGAACAUUUUCCAUUCCCGUUCUACAUCAUCCUCCGCAACAUCAACGCUCUGCCGGAGACUCUAAGCGAUGCAUUGAGGCAAUGGUUCGAGCUGGUGACGGCCACUGAUAAAAGUUGAUGAAGCAUCCCCUAGUCCCACGUAUAGGGAUUUGUGAUCAUGAAGCCACACUAGAGGAGCUUUUCAUGGAGGGAACUCUCCAAUGUUUAGCUGACACAUGUGCUUUUCAGUCAACCAUUAUCAAGGAAAGUGGUCCGAUCUUGUCAGCCAAUGGGUGUUGAUUUUACAGCUAGCAUAUACACUGUUGGAUCACCCAUGGUUGUAUGGCACUCAUAUCUAUUACUCGUGAAUCACCAUCCAGAGCCGCCAAGUAGUACGGAUUUUCCGUAUUUAGUACUGAAAAAUGAGAAGAAUACCGAUGGUUUCAUGCAAAAUA